Messenger RNA from Elaeis guineensis (African oil palm), 1334 nucleotides. RefSeq names its product diacylglycerol O-acyltransferase 3. Lineage: Eukaryota; Viridiplantae; Streptophyta; Magnoliopsida; Arecales; Arecaceae. The record is from RefSeq and is a predicted model, not a curated record.
CGAGGACGGAACUCUCCCCGCUUUAGAGCCCUCUGAUCCUCUCCCUCCUGCCGAUGGAGAUCUCCGGUGCUGCGCUCCGGCGAGUUCCGGCCGUCUCCAGCGCCGGGUUCCAGCGUGAUGCCGGCGAGCCUUCCUUUUCUGGCUUCUCGAUCGCCGCCGGCUGUGGGAGAUUUGGGGUCAAGAUAUCAUCCUGGCCGAGGCGGGUUCGCGGCGGUUGCGGGUUCUCCGACGAGGGAUACUUGAGGUACUACGCGACGCCGGCAAGAUGCGGCGGGGGGAGGAAGAAGGAGGAGAAGAGGAGGGCGAGGUUGGUGGAGAGUUUGGCGAGGGAUUUGUCGGCCUUCUAUUCGGUGGGUUUCGGCGUGGAGGCCGGACAAGCAGUCGUGGGAGAUGUCAAGGCGAAGAUGAUCACGGAGGCGGCAGAGGUUUUGCUGGCACAGCUGAACCAGCUAAGAGCUGGCGAGAAAGACAUGGAAAGGAAAAGAAAGGAAGAGAAGAAGGAGAUGAAGAGAAAACGGAAGGAAGAGAAGGCUGCAAUGAAAGCAGCAAGGUUGAAAGAUUCUGCCGAUCUUGAUGCCUCCAGCACUUCCUCUGAAUCCAGCAACAGUGAUGGGGAAACAGUAGUCAAGAUGAGCAGCCUAAGAACUACUUCUCUUCCACACCCCAGACUGAAAAGCUUGGAAGUUCGAAAAGAGGCACCUAAGUGCAAUGAAGACCCAAUAACUCUGGAACUUGGAACAGAAGAAAGAAUGGAAGAGAAUCGCACCCUUCUGAAGCCUGACCAAGAAUGCAGCAGCAGCAGCAGCACUGAUGUUAGCUGUAAGUGCAGUGAGAUAGUAGUCGAAGAGCCUGCGGAUAGGAUUGAAGUUUGUGUGGGAGGGAAAUGCAAGAGGUCUGGUUCUCUAGAGCUAUUGAAUGAACUCCAGAGGAAGGCGGGCAUUGAAGGUGUUGUUGUUGGCUGCAAGUGCAUGGGCAAAUGCAGGGAUGGACCAAAUGUUAGAGUUUCAGAUCAUUGUGUGGAUUCUGUUAAGCCUCCUGGCAACCCUUUGUUUAUUGGUGUUGGAUUAGAGGAUGUUGGUACAAUUUUAGCCGAGUUCUUUGGGGAGAAGAAAGAUGUAGGCCUUGUUGCUGCUUAGACUGCUUAGAGAUAUCCCUUUGUACAUUAGCAGCUGCCAAUCUUCAUGGUUUCUAUAGAUAAAAAGCAAAUGUUUUUUUUUUUUCCUAGUGUAACAAUGGGUUGCCUCAAUCAUGUAAAAAUUUGGCUUCAAAAUUCUCCUGUUGGUGACGGCUUGGUGAUCCACCCUUGCUGUGAAUCUAUUUAUAACAGCAACCAA